Molecule: messenger RNA, 2385 nt
Organism: Cotesia congregata
Lineage: Eukaryota; Metazoa; Arthropoda; Insecta; Hymenoptera; Braconidae
Source: the annotation of a GenBank genome assembly
AUGAAGCGUUCCAACAUUCACGUAACAGAAAUCCAGGAAUUUCUAUUUUCAAUAUUUGAUUUGUUACAUAGCUUUGAAAUUCAAAUUUCCGACUUUGAAAAGCCGAUGGGAAAGAAUAGACGGUCAGGCUAUCGAUAUCAUUUAAAGAAGGUCCAUUCAGAUUUUAUCAACGGCAAAAUUAAUAGGCUAUCUAAGCCCAUAACAGAUCUUACGCGAAAGACUAAACCUUUCAUAUGGACAGAGGAAGUGCAAGCGGCAUUUGACGAUAUCAAGAAUGCCCUCUGCGAAGACUCUUUUCUAAAAUAUCAAAAUUUUAAUAAACCCUUUAUCCUGGCUGUCAGUGCGUCUGACUCGGAAAUAUCCAGAAUUCUCAGUCAAGCAACGACAGUGGAGGACGAUGACCCAGACGGUGACGGAGAAAAGAUAGUCUCGUGUGUCUCAAGAGUCUUUCACGAUACUGAAACUCGAUACAUAGAUGUAGAAAAACAAUGUCUCGCGGUUGUCUACGCAAUUCAACAAUUCAGACCGUAUCUCCAAAAACAUUUUACUCUCAUAACUAGUAGCCCUUGUGUUACCUGGUUAAGAGAUAGCGCAACUGUCACCGAAAGACAAGCUAAAUGGCGCUCUCAAUUAAAUAGAUACAAAUUCAACGUCGUAGUCCGACACAAAAUUACCGAGCAAUACGCGGAAAGGCUCUCGUAUAACCCAGAAGGUCGUUCUGAACCUUUAGGAAACCCGAUAAAUAAUAACACCGAAAACGAAUCCGAAGAAAAUGAAUCCGACAAAAAUACUCUAACUCCUCGAAACGUAAAUCGAUCUCGGUUCACAGGGUAUUUAGGAGACGGUCCAGAACCUCGAACUCCAAUUUUCGGAAGAGUUCUCAUACCUGAUGAACUAGCGGCUAUGGGUAUCCGUUAUGACCACGCAAGCCGCCAAAUCGUAGACGAAAACAGUAAGGGAAUAAACGAAAUGGCUGAAACCGAAUCGGCCGACCCCAAUAACACCCCUAUCGAAUCGGAACGGGGACGAUCAAGCGAAAAUUCGUCAAAUAUAAUUAGAUCAACGAGUCCACGAGAUAACAAUGAAAAUAAGUCGCAUGAUAGUUCAGGAAAAUCUAGUGAUUCAGAUAAAAACAAAGAUAGGCCAACUACAAGCGGGAAUGCAACAGUGGGGGAUGACGCCGGGAACCGCCGAUUCGGACCACCCUUUGUCGCCUACGACCCACCAACUUUCGAAGAGGCGGAGGAUAUCUUUGCCGAAAGACGUCAUCGGUCAAGGAUAUCUUCACCCUCAAGUUCAGACGAAAGAAUAUCCCCGAAAGGCCCCGAAAUAAAAAUUAAAUUUUCAAUUAGUCGAGAAGGGCUCACUUAUGCCCGGGAUCAUUUAGUACACUUUUUAGCAGCUGAUUGCAAAAUAAUUAAACCCGUAGUGAAGCUGCUCCGCGACUUAAAAUUUAUAAAUGCCGAUGAUCUUCAUGCCUCGAAACCUACAAAAGGAGACGUAUUUGUCACCAAGCUAGGUCGUUGCAAAAUUUUUACGGUAUUUAUCAAAACAAAUCAUUUCAAAAAAUUAGAUCCAAUCGACUUGAUCGAAAGAUUGAGAAACCUUCGGCAGUCGAUGCAUAAACACGACAUUCAUUCGCUUCGCUGUGCGAAGCAGGGGGAUGAAUUCGAUGAUUUAGACAUUCAAGCUUAUCUAUUACACGACACACCUAGAAAAAUUCAACCCACGAACCCGCACCAAGCACCCUGGUUCAGCUUCGUAGGCACAAUCGCACGUAAGUUGUUCGGCACAAUGGACUACAGUGACAAGGAACACAUCACCAAAGAAAUAGACAAGUUAUACCAAGAUAACAGGGAGUUAGUACACUUAUCACAGAACAACACUCACAUCAUCAGGAGUGAAAUAAACGAAAUUCUAAAACAUGAAAAUCAAGGAAGUGGUUCGAACAUCAGCUUACCUCAAGCAAGCAGUAAACAAACCACUGAGCGACCUUCAGAGAAGCCAAUUAUUCUCGAUGGCCAACCACCCAAGAACUCUCAACAACGCAGAAAAACCAUAGAAGAGGCAAAAUGGGGUAAACUCACCUAUUUAACAGUGUCAGCUAAACAACUACAUAAAGCAACUACAUCAGCAGUUGCUGAUAUGAUGAAAAAACAUCCAACGUUAAACCCACCUCAACCUCUGGAUCACAUGGACAUCAAUUCACUAGCCAGGGUAUCGACAGUGGAAAAAGGAAAAACAAAUGGACACUUCCUGAUAAUAAUCACCAUGCCGCUUUUUGACCAGAUGCCAUGGUUAGCGUACGAACUUAAAUCGCUACCAAAACCAGAGGAAAUUGGAGACCAAAUAUCAACAUUGACAAUUCAGCCAACAUCGAAAUAA